CCUCCCACGCGAUCCCGAUCUCUCGAAUCCUCUACCCAGCCGUGGCCUCGCUGCCUCGUGUACGACCUAGGGCUCCGGCUCGCUUCCAAGAUCCGGCGACAUGGGCGAGCGCAAGGUGCUGAACAAACACUACCCGGACGACUUCGACCCGGCGAAGAUCCCGCGGCUGCGGCAGCCCAAGAACCGGCAGAUCGUUGUGCGCGUGAUGCUCCCGAUGAGCAUCCGCUGCGGCACCUGCGGGACGUACAUCUCCAAGGGCACCAAGUUCAACUCGCGCAAAGAGGACGCCGCCGGCGAGGCAUACCUGGGCAUACGAAUACACAGGUUCUACAUCAAGUGCACACGCUGCUCCGCCGAGAUCGCCUUCAAGACGGACCCCCGGAACUCGGACUACACGGUGGAGUCCGGGGCCAGCCGCAACUUCGAGCCAUGGCGCGAGGCAGAGGCUGUGGUGGACAAGGAGAAGAGGAAGCGAGCCGCGGAAGAGAUGGGCGACACCAUGAGAGCGCUGGAGAACAGAGCCACGGAUUCCAAGCGGGACAUGGACGUACUCGCCGAUUUGGAAGAGACGCGGUCGAUCAAGUCUAGGCAUGAAGGGGUCUCCAUUGACCGGAUGCUUGGGAUUCUGAACCAUUCUUCUUCUACUGCUCAUCAUCAAAAUUUAGAGGAGGGAAAUACAGUACUACUUGCAGAGAAAGACGAAGAGCUCGUCAGAUCAAUCACUUUCCGUAACUCGGAAGGUUACGUAAAACGGAUCGAAGUCAAUGAUGAAGAUUUUCUGUCAGAGAUCAUCAACGAGUCUUCUGAAUCAGCGUUAGAUCAUCCAACAGAUGUCUUGGUCAAAGCUAAUGAUCCUGAGAGUGCCAAUAAAGAAGAAGUAAAGGAGAGCUUGGCAUCUAAGAUGCCCAAAUUGAUAGUAAAGCCAAAGUCAUCAGCUGCUGCAAAUCCUCAGAAGAAACACAAGAGUACUGAAUCUCCAGCUGUCCAUGAUGAUGUCAAAGCACCAGUUGCAGAGGAGAAAAUUGAAGCUUCAGAAGAGAAGACCAAUAUUCUUCAUUCCCUUUUCCAAUAUGAUAGCGAUGAAAGUGAUGAGUGAAGACGACCCUUAUUCGAGUCAUAACCGCACUUCAGGAGACAAGUCCCUGGAACAAGAUCAUCAUCACCAUGUAACUCAAGUCUGCAAAAUCAGAGUUGUGUCCGAGAUAAAUUUGUAACAUUGAUAAAUUCAGAGAAAAUAUUAACUUGACGGUUAAAACUGCCCAUCAUCAAAACUAGUUGACUGUCAUUAUGACUGCAUGCAUGCAACUAUUAAACAGGUUGCUAGUACGAGAAAUAUCAUUAAUUUUGCCUCGAUUACUGUUGGUGGCCUUGUAUAGAUGCAAAAUGUAUA
This is a messenger RNA of Triticum aestivum (bread wheat), 1390 nucleotides long. Its product is annotated as splicing factor YJU2-like. The record is from RefSeq and is a predicted model, not a curated record. The coding region runs from base 101 to 1096 and encodes 331 amino acids. Gene Ontology annotation, biological process: mRNA splicing, via spliceosome. Lineage: Eukaryota; Viridiplantae; Streptophyta; Magnoliopsida; Poales; Poaceae. Gene Ontology annotation, cellular component: U2-type catalytic step 1 spliceosome. The transcript has a single exon.